AUGAACGGCCACGCAAACGGCGCCACGAACGGCGAUGUGGACUCCUCAGACUGGUCUCCGUCCAGCUGGCGCACGAAACCGAUCAAGCAACCCGUCCUUUACGAGAACGAAGCCAAAGUCGACCAAUCCCGCCUCAAACUCCGUCAUCUUCCUCCCAUCGUAACACCCACCGAGAUCUGGAAGCUACGCCGCGCCCUUGCCGAAGUAGCGCAAGGCAAAGCCUUCCUACUCCAAGGUGGCGACUGCGCCGAGCUGUUCGACUAUUGCAAUGACAAUGCCAUCGAAUCCAAAAUCAAAUUGCUUCUCCAGAUGUCCCUCGUGUUGAUCUGGGGCGGCAACAAACCUGUCGUCCGUAUUGCGAGGAUGGCAGGGCAGUAUGCCAAACCGCGGAGUUCGCCUGUGGAGAUGGUGGAUGGCAAGCAAGUCCCUAGCUUCCGAGGCGAUAUCCUAAAUGGCUAUCAACCCGAUCAGCGCGACAUUGACCCGCAAAGGUUGGUGCAGGCUUAUUUCCACUCGGCGGCAACGCUGAAUUAUGUCCGCGCGCAGCUGGCUUCGGGGAUUGCGGACCUGCAUAAUCCGAUGGACUGGAAUCUCGGCCAUGUCGCUGAUCCGGGGCUGUUAGAGAAGUACUCGACCAUCGUAAAUAGUAUCCGCGAGUCGUUGCGCUUCAUGCGAACAGUCGGGGCCGACACGGCGGGUCAGCUGGAAACAGUCGACCUCUUUACCAGUCAUGAAGCAUUGCUGCUGGAGUACGAGGAAGCGCUGACUCGUAAACUCCGUCACCCUUCCAACCGCACCACCACCACCACCAAGACCUCUCCCGCUGCACCGAAAGUCUCCCCGCUAACCGGCGGCGCCCUCCUCAACCCCGCCCUCACCCCCACCACCAGCCCCUCAAACUCAGGCUACUACAACACCUCCGCCCACUUCCUCUGGGUCGGCGACCGCACCCGGCAACCCGACCACGCGCACAUCGAAUACCUCCGCGGCAUCGAAAAUCCCCUUGGCAUCAAAGUCGGCCCCACAACCACCACCCCUGACUUACUACAACUCCUCGACCUCGUCAACCCGCGCAAAGAAAUCGGCAAAGUGACACUCAUCACCCGCUACGGCGCCGGAAAAGUCGACGAACUCCUCCCCGCCCACAUCGCCGCGGUACGUGAAUCCGGACAUACAGUAGUCUGGCAAUGCGACCCCAUGCACGGUAACACUCGCUCCACUUCCUCGGGGAUCAAAACGAGGUCCUUCGAUGCCGUGUUCGCGGAGCUGGCGGCCGCGUUGCGGAUUCACAAGGAGUGCGGGUCGUUUCUGGGCGGGGUGCAUUUGGAGUUGACGGGGGAUGCGGUGACGGAGUGUACGGGUGGUAGUGAGGGGUGGCGGGAUGAGGACUUGGGGUUGAGGUACGAGACGUUCUGUGAUCCGAGGUUGAAUGAGAAGCAGGCGCUUGAGUUGGCGUUCUUGGUGGCGGAUAGUCUUAGAGCGGGUUGA
Molecule: messenger RNA, 1488 nt
Organism: Baudoinia panamericana UAMH 10762
Lineage: Eukaryota; Fungi; Ascomycota; Dothideomycetes; Mycosphaerellales; Teratosphaeriaceae
Exons: 1
Coding region: 1-1488 (495 amino acids)
Biological process (GO): aromatic amino acid biosynthetic process
Molecular function (GO): 3-deoxy-7-phosphoheptulonate synthase activity
Source: RefSeq, a predicted model, not a curated record